UCAGAAAGCAUCAGAGAGACAGGAGGCGCUUGGCAGGGGCAGAGCUGAAAUAAGCCCAGCCAAGGUACCUGAGCUGUAGCAACUCACAGGGAGAGCAGCUUGAGAUAUGGCCAAGCAAAGAAGACUCUGUCUCCCCAGGCAGGGGAUCUGCUUAGUUUUGUUGAUGGACCUGUGGCUGCGGGUGGAGCUGGCUCUGGCGACCGAGUGCUCCAAUGAUGAAUUCAAAGUGGUGACCAAGGAGGGUAUUACAAACUGCAUCACGUGCAGCUCAGUGACACUCGGCCUUUCGGAUCCAUGCCCUGACAUCCUGAAACCGACCUGUAAGUGUAGUCCUGGGUACCAGUGUAGUAAUCUUCCAUGUACGACCUGCAGGCCACUCCCUCAGUGCAAGGCGGGGACGGAGCUGAACAAAUCAGGCACUGAUCACUUCAAAUUCACCUGUGAACCCUGUAAAAAUGGAACCUAUUCUGACACUCUGAACAGCUGUUGUAGGCCUUGGACUAACUGUGAGAGUUCUGGAUUACGAACAAUCAGGCCAGGAAAUCAUACCCAUAAUGUGGAAUGUGGCAUUUUCAGAGCUGUGACCCCAGUUCAGCAGCAAGAUUCCAAGUACACCACCAUCCUGGCGAUAUUGACUGCACUGGGUGUAUUCAUUCUCAUCCUGAUGACUUUCUUCCUGCACCUUUGCUUAUGGACGCUGAAGAAAGAGAAACUCCACAUCAUUGAAGAGCCUGACCAUCCCAGCAUUCUGCUGCCACCGACGUGCCGCCUGAUCGAAGAUACUUACAGCUGCCAGUUCCCAGAGGAAGAACAUGGAGGCAAAAUCGCUGAAGGAAAACUCUCUUAUUGCCCUAGUGUGGGGCCACACUGAAGUUGCAGAUGGAGUGAGAGUUGCUGCCAGAGGAGCAGAGCUGGGCUUGUCAAACGUAGAGCAGAGAGGGACAAAGGGGCAAUUUUAAACAUAGCAGCAAGAAGUGGGCUUUUGUAACAGAUUUUGUGUUAGAAAUUGAGGAACCACUAACUCAAGCUGACAUUUAGUGCAGCCAGAAUCCCAGCUCUAUGUUCCUCCUUUUCUGAGCCCAAGUCCUCCUGAACUCAGUCCGGGACUAGAAUAUCCGGCUCUGAUUUUCCCCUGGGCAUCCUCUGCUCAUGACCCUCGCUUACUGUGUUGCAUUUCCGUGGUGUGUCAGGGUCUCUCCAUGAGGCCCUACAGUUGCCUCUCUCCUGGCCAUGUGAGUAUGUCCCUGGGGAACUUAACUGAAGUUUUCAUCAGGUGUUUUACCAAGGUGGCACAUGUGUCUGUAGGACAUAUAUGAAGGGAGUGAGGGGGGCAAAGUGUGGCUAAAGGAGCAUUUUUAGUCCGCAAUACUGCAGUCAACCAUAUUGUAUUCCACUCGCCCCGUAUUGCCUUCCAUUGGUAGGUGAAAAGGGGAGCUCUCUCUGAAUCUGUGAAACGUUUUGCCCUCGGGUGGAAACAGGAUUUCCUUGAUGCUUUUGCUGAUGGCGCAAAUCUCAGUGCACAGCUCUUGUCCCUGUAUAGUUUCCAGUCUGAGGCUACGUCACUUAACAUGUCUGUGGGCCCUGCUCUGGAGACAAUCAAAGGCCCUUGUGUUUGUUUGCAGAGAUUCUUGCAGCAGAGCAAGAGCCUUGGCUUAGCGAUAGGAGAACAUGGGGGUGUUUUGGGUUCCAUGACACCUCAGGGAACAUUUGUUUUUUGCCAUGGGAGCCAUUUUUGUUUCAGGAAAAGUCAAUUAAAAAUACAAUCAAAAACCCAACCUGAGGCCUAUUUACAAACCACAAAGAAUCUGCUUUGUAAAUAAUUCUCACCCAGCUUCUAAACAAAACAAAGGCCAGGACUUGCACUUUUGGGCAGGGCCAAGGGAAAACUGUGCCGCCAAGAUCUAGCUCCUCGGCUGGUAUAGACCGGAGAAGUGCAAUGGACGAGACCAGCAAUUUCAGUGGGGCUACGCUGAUGUACGCCAGCUGCGGAUCCAGCCCCAGAAGUUUUGAAUUAUGUUAAACUUGAACCCCAGAUUUUCAUAGAGUACCACCACUGGUAGAAUGAAUCCCUUCUGCCUUAAUUUUAAAGGCCAAAUCCUCAUCUUUGUGGUCAAUCUCCUUCACCGGAGCUACUUUGCAUCAGCAAAGGAUGUGAUCUUUUGGCUAAGACUCAGUGUCUUUCUUUGACACCAUCCGAGUGCUAUGUAGUUUCCUAGCCCUGCCCUCCUCCCCCUGCCCCCUUCCAGGAAAGACCGAUAACUUUGGAGACAAAUCUCUUGAUGACUAAAAGCUCCCUGAGCCAGGAUGAGGUUUUGAGUCAGAGUUCAUACAAAGAAAAUGCAAAUACCACCUACCUCAAACCAGGACGUCAAUUUCCUCCUCUGAUUUUUGGCAAGAUAAUGAAGUUAGGCCUAUAAGUUAAGGCAAGCACUGGAAAUAUUAAUGCAUGGUGAAUAGAAAUUUGCAUUUUUCUGUUAAAUGAUAAUAAACUGUGUUAUCCUUAGCUGUACAGAUAUGUAAAAAGAAUGUGAUGCAGUCCCAUUGAUAAGGCCUGCUCAACAGAGGAAUCUCAUAUUUUGAAAGCAAUUCUGUACGUCUCUACAAUUCCUGAUCACACAUUCUGUAAUCAUUUGGGCGGAUCAUUGGAUUCCUCACACUGACACGUUUCCAUAAUUUCAGUGUGUCACCUUCAUACUGCCAAAGCAGAGUUCUAUGGGGAUUUAUUGUUCUAACAUUAUUUUGCUUGCUUCCUUUUGUGUGAACUACCGAAUGUUGUGAUUUGGUGCAGUAACUGUAAGAGUGAAAUCAGAUGGGAAUGAUUGUGAGUUAUAGCACAGGAUGAGAAGUCUGGACUCCUAAUGCUGCCACUGGCUUGGUAUCUAGCCUUGGGCAAGUCACUUAACUUGUUUGUGUCUUGGUUUCCAUAUCUGUAGUAGAGGCAUUGUGUGACAUAACUGGUGUUUGUAAAGCAUUUGAUGUUUCUCUAAUGCCUUUUGAAGUAUCAUUCUUACUCAGGAAAAGCACUAUUUACCCUUGCACCCUCCACCCACCACCUUGUGAAAUUUGACCAGUUCCUCAUUAAUUCUCCAACAUUUACCAUGACGCUCAUGGGUGCGGCUAAAUCACAUCAGCAAAAUUAUAAAAACGAGGACGAGAACGGGUUUUUGUUCUGCUCCAGCUGUGGAAUGUACAGACCCACAGCUGGGGUGGGAGGUGAGGUGAGUGGGAGGAGCCAGAGGGAACGGACCCCAAAGGGUGACUUUGCCUUUGUCAAAGAGUUUAUAUUCUGGUGCACUUCAUGGCUUUGAGCUAUCACUACCCUUGCUACUGUUAAAGUGAAUGUCCUCCUUGUUCCAACUUGCCAGCUAAGCAAAGGCUGUUGCUGCUGCCCCAGGUGUGAGUGUUUGGAAGCUGUCAUUCUGUGCAUUGCCUUUCCUUUAGACAGCCGUUUUGUUUAUUAUGUAUGUUUUUAAAAAAAAAAAAUCUUCUUGUGACCUUUUGUAAAGGCAAAAUAAACAUUAGCUCUGACUAAUAAAUCAAUGGAGCUGAUCUGAA
Caretta caretta (loggerhead turtle) is the source of this 3555-nucleotide messenger RNA. RefSeq names its product TNF receptor superfamily member 18 (gene TNFRSF18). Gene Ontology annotation, molecular function: protein binding. NCBI's taxonomy places the organism in Eukaryota, Metazoa, Chordata, Testudines, Cheloniidae. Gene Ontology annotation, cellular component: external side of plasma membrane. Gene Ontology annotation, biological process: positive regulation of cell adhesion. The record is from RefSeq and is a predicted model, not a curated record.